AUGGCUAGAAGUUUACUUGAUAUCAUCAACAAAUGGAAUACCGAUAAAUUAUUCGACUUUUUGAGAAGUCAAGAAUUAAAUCUCAAUGAAGAAGAUUUUUUAAUUCUAAGGAAUCAAAAAAUUUCAGGUUCAAGUUUUCCUUUACUAAGUAAAAAAGAUCUUCGAUGUCAGCUAAAAGUUGGCCCUGCCGUAGUGCUUUCAAAUUUGAUAACGGAGAUUAAUACUAACAUAGAAAACUUUAAAUGGAUGUACUCUAGAUAUUUUUACAUCAUUCCUUUCGAAAAGUGGUCAUUCGAUCAUUUUGAAAGAUGGGUUUUACAAAAUUAUACUGUACCGAAAAAAGAAGUUUAUGCUCGAGGUUUUUUUAAAAUUAUUCAGAAAAUAAAAGAAGAUCCUAGGACUUUAAAAGAGGUCAAAGAAAUAAUGUUAAUUUUGGAUAAAAAGGCUACCCUUUUCUGGGUAUAA
Dentiscutata erythropus is the source of this 465-nucleotide messenger RNA. The record is from the annotation of a GenBank genome assembly. Lineage: Eukaryota; Fungi; Glomeromycota; Glomeromycetes; Diversisporales; Gigasporaceae.